AUGAAUCCUUGUGCUUCUAUAGUUUUCUCACUUUUCUUGGUACUCCUUGUGACUGCAACUACCAGCCAAUUGGUAGCAGUGGGAGAAGGAGGAGAUGAUAGAAAUGGUGUUAAUAUGAAAAAGUGUUUGGAUAAUGAGAGACUUGCGCUCCUUCUCUUCAAAGCUCCCCUUCAUGACCCCUUUGAUACUCUCUCUACAUGGAGAUCUGACCAACAUGACUGCUGUAAAUGGAGUGGAGUUGAGUGCAGCAACCAAACUGGUCAUGUCACAAAGCUUGAACUCAACAACUUCUUUUCACAGGAUGGUCUUCGAGGUGAGAUUAGCCAUUCCUUGCUUAACUUAACCUACUUGAAUCAUCUUGAUCUUUCCUUCAAUGCUUUCAAUGGAACCAUUCCUACUUUCAUUGGUUCUUUGACUCGAUUAAGGUACCUUUCCCUUUCCUACAAUUCUUUUCAUGGAGCUAUUCCCAGGUCCAUUGGUUACUUGACCCAGUUAAGGCACCUUUCCUUUUCCAGUAACUCUCUUUAUGGAACUAUUCCUUCACAGUUUGGAAACCUCACCAACUUGCAAGAGCUUCAUCUUGUAAAUGUUGGAAGGUGUAGAGUUGAAAAGGUAGAGUGGUUGUCUCAUCUCUCUCAUUUGGAGGAUCUGAGAAUGGAUGGGAUUUCCCUUGCGAAAGCAAAUAAUUGGGUAGGUGUAAUUUCGAGUCUCCCAAAACUGUUGCGUUUAAGUUUAGGGAGAUAUGGGAUACCCAAAUAUCUUGGUAACCUCUGUAGUCUGGAAACUUUAUCCUUCUACAACAACUCUGCUGCUGUCAAAUUUCCUGAUUUUCUCAACAACUUGUCUGGAUGCACAUCCCUUUCAUUACAAUGGUUGGAUGCUUCUCAUAGCCAAUUUAUAGGAUCAUUGUCCGAUGAGAUCCAAAAGUUUUCAUCCCUCGAAUACUUGGGCUUAUCUGAUAAUCAGUUAAAUGGAAGUAUAAGUGAGAAACUGUGGGAACUACCCAGGCUCCGAACUCUUUACCUUUCUUCUAAUAAUCUUACAGUUCCUUCCCCAGAUCACUUGUCAAACAUCUCUUAUUUUCAGUAUCUUGAUCUGAGCUCUUGCAAGGUAGGGCCUCGCUUCCCCAAAUGGAUUCAGACACUCAAAAAUCUUACCCAUCUUGAUCUUUCCAAUACUGGAAUUUCAGACACAAUUCCUCUGGAGUUUUGGGACAGCUGGCCUUCUCAAUUAGAAUAUCUGAAUCUCUCUUCCAACAACAUUAGCAGGAAAGUACCAGAUUUAUCAUCAAAUUUUGCCAAAUAUUCAGAGAUAGAUUUGAGUUCCAACAACUUUUAUGGUCCAAUACCGAAUGUUCCUUCCACCUUGUUCUUAUUAAAUCUUUCCAGAAACAAAUUUUCUGGGGGAAUCUCAUUUGUAUGCCAAAUUGUUGAUGGGUUCUUAUCAUUUCUUGAUCUCUCUCAUAACUCAUUAAUCGGACAACUCCCGGACUGUUUGUGGCGUUUCAAAGGACUACAAGUUCUUAAUCUUGGACACAACAAUCUCUUUGGACGUAUUCCUCCCUCUGUUGGAUCUUUGAUACAACUCCAGGUGUUGUAUUUAUUCAAGAACAACUUCUCUGGAGAAUUGCCUUUGUCCUUAAAAAAUUGCACGGGUUUAAUCUCAUUGAAUUUGGGGGCCAACAAGUUUUCUGGUAAUGUGCCUGUCUGGAUUGGGGAAAACUUAUUGUGGCUGUAUGUUCUUAUCCUAAGAUCAAAUAACUUCUUUGGAACCAUCCCUUUACAGUUAUGUCAAUUAGGUAAUCUUCAAAUUGUAGACCUGUCGAUGAACAAUCUUCAUGGAACCAUCCCCUCAUGUUUGAGUAAUCUUACGAGCAUGGUUCACCAAGGAGGAGUCUUACAAGAUGUAUACUUUCAAACAAGUAUAAACCGUAUUGUAUAUGCAUCAGGGAUAUAUGUUGACCAUGCAAUGAUUCAGUGGCAAGGAGGUGAACAUGAAUUCUUAAGUACUCUGAAAUUGGUGAAGAGCAUUGACCUGUCAAGCAACAACUUAACAGGACAAAUCCCAUAUCAAAUUACCAAUCUUUCAGAUUUGAUUGCCCUGAAUUUUUCAAUGAAUGCUCUAUCUGGAGAGAUUCCACAGCAUAUUGGUGAGAUGAAAAAGCUUCUAACGGUGGAUUUAUCCAGAAACAAUUUAUCAGGGAGGAUACCAUCAAGCAUGUCUCAGAUGAGUUUAUUGAAUGACCUAGAUUUGUCAUUUAAUAACUUGUCUGGAAGAAUCCCAACCAGCACUCAACUCCAAUCCUUUCAACCAUCAAGAUACAAUGGAAAUGCACGUCUAUGUGGACCUCCUCUUACCAAAAGUUGUCCUCUAGAUGAAGAAUCAAAAGUACCACCUCUUAUUGGUAAAGGUGAGGGUGAUGGGGAAGACACAAAUGAUGAACUCUGGGGAUGGUUUUAUACUGGUGUGGGCAUUGGUUUUGCUACUGGAUUUUGGAUAGCAUGUGGCGCUUUACUUCUCAACCGUCGAGGGAGACGUGCAUUUUUUCAAUUUUAUGACAGCUUCAAAGAUUGGGUUUAUGUGAAAGUGGUUGUGUUCGUUUCAAGUUUGCAAAAGGCUAGACACACGUAG
Molecule: messenger RNA, 2631 nt
Organism: Lactuca saligna
Lineage: Eukaryota; Viridiplantae; Streptophyta; Magnoliopsida; Asterales; Asteraceae
Source: the annotation of a GenBank genome assembly